AUGUCGCCUCGGAAGAGAAAAGGAAAGGACAGAGAAGAAGGGAAACGCAAACGACGCAGGGUUGACUCCGAGGAAGACUGUCUCGAGGAUGGCAGAGGCGAUGCUGGUUCAUCCGCGUCUGGCCUGGAUACCUAUGGUUGGGAGACGGCAAUCCCGGAGGACUGGACGAUCUCGAAGGCGAUGGCAAUGCUCGACUACCGUCUGACUCAUGCCGACUUCCAGAGCAUCACGGCUCGUGAGAAGAAGCGCACUGAAGAGGGAAGACAUGCAUAUUACAUUUACAACGAGCGAGCGGUCGAGUGGAAGGCUUGGGAAAAGCAUGGAGGUCCCAUCGGGUUAUGGAAGUUCUUGAAGGCUUUAAAGAAGGAGCACGAAGCAAGCGGUAGCACGGACCCUUUCGACAUUCCCUACAGCUAUGCGGCCGAUCGCCUAUAUGACCUCGACCUUCCCGAAACCCCUGAGCUCAGCGACCGCUACGUGGGAGAUCUCCGUCUGCUACGAUAUGCGAAACAGUCUCUUCCUCCUUGGCUAUGGAACGUCUGUAACUCGAAGCUCAACAAGGCGCUCCUGGACGGCAAGCGCCCAAACGGUUGCGACGACCUGACCGAAGAACGUCAAAGAGCCAUCGGCGCACUUGUCUCUUUUGUGAAUGAGAAUCCUAUACGGUACAUAGAAAAACCUGCGCAAGACGUUGCCCCGUCCCUGUAUAUCGCCACACUCCGAUCCGUCCUGGCAGCAGCUCCCAUCGCUCCCCGUUUCGGUUCCCAGGCCUGGGGUACUCCUGUGGCCGGAUUGGACUUCUGCGAGGCCGAUGGUCAUCCACGCUAUGAGUGGUGUGCUAGCUAUCUGCAGCGGAUAUUCAAGGCCUUAUGCACCGUGAUCAGUAAACAUGGGAUAGGCAAUGAGGGUUGGAGGAGCAUUCGUUGGGAGGUUUACGAAACUGUAUUUCUGACCAGCC
Messenger RNA from Dichomitus squalens LYAD-421 SS1, 958 nucleotides. RefSeq lists its product as uncharacterized. Lineage: Eukaryota; Fungi; Basidiomycota; Agaricomycetes; Polyporales; Polyporaceae. The annotation marks the transcript as partial. The record is from RefSeq and is a predicted model, not a curated record. The transcript is spliced from 4 exons.